AUGGUCACCUGCAUGGAGAUGGUCAUCCCCGCAAUCAGCCUCACUACCAUUGACCUCAACUCUUUCACUGGCAAGGUCAACUUCACAGGUUCUUAUCCCACGGCACUUCAACCUCUGAUUGAUGUGGGCCCCAUUGCAACACUCUUUUCUCGCAGCACUCUCACCGCCGAGGCAUCCAAGGCCGUGACACCCGAGUUUUUGGCAGUUUAUACCCAGCGUAUUGGUUGCGGCAAUAUCAACAUGAAGGCGGACCAGGAGCUCUACAAGGAGGUCUCUGAACUGUUCUUCUCUUACUACGCAUCUUCGACUCUUGCUGACCACACCAUAGGCUUUUCUUGGCACCCCGUCACUCCUCACGCUGUACAAGAAUCUGGCAGAAAGGGCGGCAACACAGGUGACUGGCAGGAGGUCAAUCAGAACUCGCUCAAUCUGAGAACGAGCUGGGGUAACGCCGACGAUGAUGCGGCGGCCCUUCAGAUGGACGCUGACUUCUUGGCCAAGGCCACAGAGCUGGCUCGGAAGCGCGAUGCUCUAAUGCCGAAUCAGUGGAUGAACAACGCUGUCGAGACCGCCGAUGUCAUCAGCAGUUACGGAGAGGAGAACGUCAAGAAGAUGAAGGCUGUCUCACAGAAGUACGACAAGGAAGGAGCCUUUCAACGUCUUGUGCCUGGCGGUAACAAGCUAAUCCUGCCCUAUGGUCGAUGUGUGACAGAAGAGUGCAUUUAG
Molecule: messenger RNA, 726 nt
Organism: Colletotrichum paranaense
Lineage: Eukaryota; Fungi; Ascomycota; Sordariomycetes; Glomerellales; Glomerellaceae
Product: mitomycin radical oxidase
Exons: 3
Coding region: 1-726 (241 amino acids)
Source: RefSeq, a predicted model, not a curated record